AUCAUCAAAGCCAAAAAGUAAAGAAAGCAAACACCAUGAAUUCGUUCACCAACACGUACAAUUUUGACAAUCUCGUGGCCCUACUGGGCCGCCUCCAACUCAGCCCUCCAAAUACUUCCCACAAUCCCCUCCUCUCUCAAUCUCAUGAGGACCACCUCUUUGACGCUGCCAGCAAUUACUCAGUUAAUUCUGAUGAUGGCAACUCUAAUACCAGAACCCAAUUGUGUAAAGAAGAAUUCAAGCUUAAGAACGAAAUCGAAUAUCUCAUCGACUCAGGUAGGACUGAUUCAUUGAAACCCAACUCGGGUGAGGUAGUUCAAAUUGGUGAACAUCAAAUAUGUGUUCGGUUUCAUGAGGAAAAAGGAUCAGAUUAUCGAGCGUGGGAGUGGCAAGGACAUGUUAUGCUGUUCAAUGAAGAGACUGGAUACUCUCCUGAGUAUACUUAUGGGCAUUACUACGAGAUGUUGGAGGGUGAGGAAGAGGAAGGGGAAGAGAAGGAAGAGGAGAAAAUGGGGAAUUGGUGGCUGAGAGAGUUGAUCUUCAUAGGAAUAUUAAUGCAGCUUCUCCAAGGCUUGGUUAAGUGCAUUUGAGCAUUCAAGGGGAGACCUGAAGCGGUACGCCAAAUCCUAUUUCUUCGAGAUUGAAGCUUUUCUGUUACCAUUGGGCUCACUACUGCCAGGGCUGUUCCAUGAUCUGUUAGGUGUUUUAUAUGAGUGUCAUAUUUGAAUUGCAUAUAUAUGUUAACUAUUUACAUGAAAAGUUUCUUUAAUUUGUAAUUCAAUUUUGUCCAACUAUUUCUAAUGAGCAGAAUAAAUAU
This is a messenger RNA of Hevea brasiliensis (rubber tree), 817 nucleotides long. RefSeq lists its product as uncharacterized. The transcript is spliced from 2 exons. The record is from RefSeq and is a predicted model, not a curated record. Bases 36 to 590 code for a protein of 184 amino acids. NCBI's taxonomy places the organism in Eukaryota, Viridiplantae, Streptophyta, Magnoliopsida, Malpighiales, Euphorbiaceae.